GAAGAAGAAAGGAACCCUAAUGUCACUCUUCCUAAUUCUCUUGGUCCUUGUUGGGUCCCUCCUCGGCUUCCUCUUCGCAAAAACAUCUCGGCAUGGAUCUUCUAGAAACUUAGGGAAGCGUCCACCGGGUCCACGUGGCUUGCCUGUCAUCGGACAUCUCCACAUGUUGGGGAAACUCCCACACCAAACCCUAACCCACUUAUCCAAGAAAUACGGACCCAUCAUGUCCAUCAAUCUUGGGACUGUCCCAACCAUAGUUGUCUCGUCUCCACGCGCCGCCGAGCUAUUCCUCAAAACCCACGACCACGUUUUCGCCAGCCGGCCUAAAAGUCAAGUCGCCGAGAUCCUCUUCAAUGGAUACAAGGGCGUGGUUUUAACUCCGCACGGUACAAGAUGGCGGAAUGUACGGAAACUGUAUGCCGUUCAUCUCCUAAAUUCGUCUAAGAUUGAACAGUUUAAACUAAUCAGAACAGAAGAGAUUGGUGUCGUGAUGGAUCAUCUUAAAAGCGCAGCGGAGAAGAGUGAGGUGGUAAAUAUCAGUAAAAUAGUGGUCGAGCUUUUCGAGAAUAUGGUGUAUAGGAUGAUUUUCGGACGUGGUAAAAAUGAUGGCGACCAGAAGCUUAAAGAUUUUGUGGAGGACAUGUCGUCAAUUACAGGAGCUUUCAAUAUCUCGGAUUAUUUUCCUUUACUUGCUCCUUUAGAUCUUCAGGGUUUUGCUCGAAGGACGAAACAACUACGUAAGUCAAUAGACAUAAUAUUUGAGAAGAUCAUUCACGAACAUGAACAUCAGAAGGAUCAUAAGUCCAAAGACCACAAGGACUUCGUUGAUGUACUUCUGUCUUUGUUGGACCAAUCCAUCGACUCUCAAGACAAAAAUUCAGAAAUUAUCGGUCGUAGCGAAAUCAAUGCAAUACUACUAGACUUGGUUGCAGCAUCUCUAGAGACCUCGACAAAGGCGAUCGAUUGGACCUUUUCAGAGAUCUUGAAAGACCCUCGUGUUAUGAAGAAAUUACAAAAGGAGUUAGAAACUAAUAUUGGGAUGGAUAGGAUGGUCCAAGAAAGUGAUUUACCAAAACUAACAUAUUUGGAUAUGGUUAUAAAAGAAGGUCUUAGGUUACAUCCCGUUAUACCCCUUUUAGCUCCUCACGAAUCCAUGGAAGAUGUUGUGCUUGAUGGAUUUUACAUACCGAAAAAAUCACGAGUCCUGAUUAACGUCUGGUCAAUGGGAAGAGAUCCUGAUAUAUGGGGAGAUACUACCGAAGAAUUCUAUCCUGAGAGAUUUGAAAAUGACGAUAUCGAUAUGCAAGGUUUAGAUUUCAGACUUAUUCCUUUUGGUUCAGGACGAAGAAAAUGUCUCGGUAUGCAUAUGGCAAUGCUAAAUUUGAGGCAAGUUUUAGCUCAAUUGGUGCAUUCCUUUGACUGGAAGAUGCCUGAUGGAAUGAUUCCCGAGGAUAUUGACAUGGAUGAGAAGCAAGGUUUGGCAGUUGGAAGAGCAAAUAAUGUGUUCGCCCGACCAAUCUACCGCUUGAAUGAUUAAAAAUUUCAUAUUUCUUACGCGCCAAUAUUAAAGUACGAAGAAAAUAAAGCUUUAAACAUGUUCGAAGAUGCCCUCUUUGCGGUAGAUAGUACUGCGUACUUGUAAUAAGAAGAUGUGAUUUUUCCUUUGUUUGUGUUUUUUUUUCAAUAAAGAAAGAUGAAGAUCUCACCAACAUCUUAAAGCUGCUAU
Molecule: messenger RNA, 1726 nt
Organism: Tarenaya hassleriana
Lineage: Eukaryota; Viridiplantae; Streptophyta; Magnoliopsida; Brassicales; Cleomaceae
Product: cytochrome P450 CYP736A12-like
Exons: 2
Coding region: 20-1537 (505 amino acids)
Molecular function (GO): heme binding; monooxygenase activity; oxidoreductase activity, acting on paired donors, with incorporation or reduction of molecular oxygen
Source: RefSeq, a predicted model, not a curated record